Molecule: messenger RNA, 324 nt
Organism: Phycomyces blakesleeanus NRRL 1555(-)
Lineage: Eukaryota; Fungi; Mucoromycota; Mucoromycetes; Mucorales; Phycomycetaceae
Exons: 2
Coding region: 1-324 (107 amino acids)
Source: RefSeq, a predicted model, not a curated record
AUGACUGAAAUUGACCAGUCUAUUCUGGAUGAUGUUGACAUGUACCAUGACGAAAAUGAUACUAGUAAUGAAAAUGAAUCUGUUAGCAAUUCAGAAUAUACUAUGGAGUUUAUGGAGCUUGAUAAUACUAUUUCAUAUAAGUGCACAUAUAAUUUUGAGGACAGUGAGAGUGAAGCUCACAUUUAUGACAGCAGCCGAAUCAGUACAAAUACUUUUACCAAGGCCAAGUUGAUGAGUAUUCAUCUGUCUCAAUUGAUGCUACAGCAUAGAAUUGCUAGAGCAGCAUAUAGAGACAUUGUUCAAUUUAUAAACACUGUCAUUUGA